CCGCUCGUCUCGCGUCUCGCGCGUCUCCUGCGUGCCGCGGUGACCCGCGCGCGCGCAAGGGCGAUCGGUAUCGCGAGCGAGAACUUCCGCGGACACCUGCCGCGCGCCACUGUGAGACAUUGACCGUGACACUCGAACAACCGGUGAGAGUGCGUACCAGAGAGAGAAAGAGAGAUAGAGAGAGACGGAGCUACCACGCAACUUCGCCGGUCCAGUGAGAUCGAUUCCGAUUAACGUCAAGGGAACGAUGACAGGUUCCACUCGCGAGGAUCGGCCGACUGGACCAAAGUGUUCUCUAAUAAUUGGCGCGAUCUAUAAUAUUCUUCAGAUCGACGAAGCGUCGCUCGAAAAAUUCAAAUAGAAGCGCAAUCGUAUAGAACGCAACUGACCUAGAGCGUUUUCCAAAUUGGAUCCUCGAUUAACGAGGAUCUGUCGGGGAAAGUUGAAACCGAAUCGAAGAUGCUCGCCAACCCCGUUGUCUCGGUGCGAACGAAUUAAAAGCAAAGCGGAAAGCUCUCGCAAGACUCAGUAAACCGUUCCAAGUGCGUGCCACGUGACUCUGGUGAAUAACGCGUACGUUCGUGCGAGUGAAGUGGACGCGCGAGGGAUAUUUAAUUCUGGAAAACGUCUUUCGCAUGACCAUCGUGUAACCCGCGACAGCGCGGGUCCCCCGUAACGAAGGUGGCUCACACAGCUAGAGACAGGGCCGCCGAACUGCAGGCGGAAGUACGCAGCGCCAUAAGGGUGCUGCAUGGCUGGUGCCCCCGGCCGCCGCAAGGGCACGCGCGGGGCGAAACGGUGUUGAUGUCACCGCAGUCCCAAAUACGCGGCAAUCACGGAAGAAACGGCGGUCCGCCGCCGCCACCACCCGCUACAGUCGUGGUCAGUUCGACUUCCAGCAUGAGACCGCCGCCACCACCACCGCCUCCCAGAGCGAGAACCUCCAAUGAGAAUAAGGGCCAUCACGAAGAACCUACUAGUUCCAUUCCUGAUCUCGCGACGACGUUUGCUAUUAGAAGAAUCGAAAGGGUUAAAAUGAAUCGAUCACUUCACAAAGAUAUCGUAGGGUCUUCGACCUCGUGUCGUGCGGUGAAGGUCCGCGGAUAACCUACUCCUUGGUUACUGCACUCGAUGUCGGUGACCGGGACGUCGAUCCCUCGGAGGAGGCAAAAGACCUCUGGACUCCUCUGAACCGCGAAAUAGAGAACUACGGUAUUCGCACGGUGUAAUACGGAAAAGAAGAAUACGUUUAGCCUGCAGCUUUUUCGAGAUCAUCUUUAGAUCAAUUAAUAUUUUGUAUAAUAUUUGUAUAAUAUUUAAUAUUUUGUAGAAAAAUCAUUUUUUCGAUUAAUUUCUGUUAUAUAUAAUGAGAGUCAGUUAAUAAUUUUUCACCCAAAGAAGUUUAAGAAGUUUAAGACUAUUUUUCUUAAAAUUAUUAAAAACAGUUUUUUUAACAGUAUUUAAACAAUUAUUUAAAAAUACAUUAUGCUCUUUAUGAAUCUUCUAAUUAUAAGAAUUGUAAUUAUACAAAGAAACGGAUUGUCCGGUUUUCAUUCUUGACAUUUGCAAUAAAUGAUGAAUUUGAAGAAAAAAGUAGACGUUUGCGAAUUCGCUAUGUUCGCGUCUAUGGCAUGCCCUUCGAUUCUCAUUCAAGGUCCACGACGAGGGUGCACUGAACGUCGGCUCUUCGGGGUUUCCAUAGCGACCGCCACUAAACUACCCUUGCAACGCCCACCCGAUGGCUGCGUUUCUACUUUCCACCCUCUGUCUCGACCGAUCGAGAGCUAUCGCGCUUGCAAUCAUCCUGAAAGAAAGCAGUAUAAACUCCAUAGUGAGACGUCGUCCGUCGUCCUUUUGCACUCGUAUCCAAAAAUUGCAAGGAAUAGGUGCAGCUGUCAAUAUUAGGAUUUUAAAUUCUAUUUAUAAAAUUUUAAUUAAUUUCUUGCUUUUGUUUGUUAAAAAUAUAUAAUAGCGUGGAGAUUGUGAAAAAAUAUUAGAUAUUUUUAUAAAUAUAUAGUUUGUUUCAAACGACAAACUAAAAAAUGGAUCAUAUUAAAUAAAACAAUCUUUGUUAAGUAACUCAUAUCCGACGAUACCUUUUUGAGGCGAUAAAUGCAAUGCCUUGUAAAUGUGAUGAAGUUAGAGGUCAUCAUUUCGAAUAUUUGUUAUAUAACAUAAAUAAAUUACAAAUUUAGAAUUUACUUUCUUAUUCUAAUCUAAUCUUAUAAAAAUAAAGCAGUGUUCAACAAGAUUAACAAUUGACUCCCAGCAGCAAGAAGGCGCUCAGAAAAGAAUCACUGGGCAUGGGUUACUUAACAAAAAUUGUUCAAUUAUUCACCUAUAGAUUUCAGAUUUAUUUUCAAAUUGAAAAAUUAGAUUUUUAUGAUAUUAAUACGUAAGAUUAUGGCGCCAUGUUACUUUUCAAACAUACCAUGUCUUAAUACCAUGCUGAUAAUCGUGUAUAUUGUAGCAAUAUAAUAAAGUAGAGAACGAUAGCGGAAACACGUUAGUACUUCAGUUACGUUAGUACUUCAUGGACGGUACUCGUCGUCAUACGCCAGUCUGAAUGUUGCACUUUAUUGAUUGGACGGUAGACGGUACGUUGCUAUGGCUACACGAAUACACCGUAAAACUACCUUCGGCCCUUGCAACAUUCGCCCUUGCGUGAUACGCAGCUUUCAUAGGGCAGUUUACGAUGCAACCCCGUAGUGACUUCGCGCGGCUGCGGUAGGAAGGUCUGACAUCAAACAAAAGCUUAGGUGUAGGUGUACUUGCUUCCGAUUGAUGAAAUUUCAGACCUAUCAGAUAUCGUAUAUCAUAAUUAACGCCUGUAAUUCUAAUUUUGAAAUAACCGUACUUUGUUUCUAUUCUUCUUUUCUCACAAUAACUUAAAAAUUUAAAGACUGCUGUAAUUUAGUUUUUUAUAAAAGUCGAAUAUUACAUAUAUCAGUUAAUAAUAUACAGGAUAUUUCAAACCUCCCGUACAUCCCUUUUAAAAUGAAAAGGGAAAUGGUUUUUCAGCAAAAAUCCCGAAAAUUUUCAUGAGUACACUGUAACAGUAAAAAUUCAUGAAAAGGAAAGAUAACAAUCUGAUAAAUAAGGUCCUUUCUUGUGAGGCAUUUAUCCAUUGCCUAAUUAUUAAUAGAAUAAAGAAAAAAAUAUUAAUAUAUAUAUAAUAAUUAAAUAUUAAAAGUUUCCUGACACGUAGAUACGCAUUAAAUUUUAAAAACGAAACGAUUCGUUCCAAUUUGCAAACUUCUUCGCUUCUUCAGACAGAAUGACACAAUCCCUCAAGUCAUGAUUGCGAUUUCUCUCGACCCUAAGCGAAGUAAGGGUCGGUUGACUUCAGCCGCUAUCCCUAAAGCGUCUCGAAACAAAGACUGUUCCGAAACUCUAAUUCGUGUUGCUUUGUUCCUUUUACUUGAAAACAUGCUGAGUAAUCGUUAUUCGUCUUUAAGUUUUACUUGUAAUACAAUUCGCCAGAAUUGACGAAAGUUAAUAUGUUCCUUCCAACCAUUACAAUUACUUUUUUCAAUAAUUUAUUAGUAAUAAUGUUAUAGUUUUUAUCCGUAACUGUCAUUAUACUUUUCGGUAAAGAAUUCAACAUAUUAUAACAUCUAAUGUGAUGUAAUAUUAAAAAAAUACUUCAUUAUCAUCUACAAUUUUUUGUUAAAAUACCAGAUAAAAGUUUUCACUUGAUUAUUUUUGUAACGUAGUUUGCAUAGUUCCAGUAAUAUUUAAAUUUACUACAAUUACAUCUGAAAUCUAUCUCUAUCUCAACUUUUAUCGCAAAAGAUCAUCUAAGAAUAAGGGACGUGUCUAACAAAGAAGCAAGUAAAUGGAUAUGCGACGAAUUAGCGAGGCUAAUUUGUUAAGCGCUAUUGCUAUUAGAAUAGAAAUGAGUUUAUUCCGUCGUUAUGACGGCAUUAAGCAGACAUUAUUGGCAUAUGGCAGACUCUCACCGAUUGGUAAAAAUACCGGAAGAGAGGGUACCAGGAUUCCGGAGCUGAUUGCGCGGGACAAGGUCGUCGUUACCCUGACAACGGUGUAGUCGGCGGCACGUGCUGCCUCUGUUCCUCCUCAUCUACUGACCCCAAAAUGUACGCGUGACGAUCACUUUGGACGUCCUCGUGGGAUUUGGGUUACUAUCACGGGAAAGUGGGAAAGAUAAAAUAUCGUGCAGAAGAAUAUUGAAUUGAUGCUCAGUCCUGAAAUUUAUUGAUAUUGCUACGCGAACAAUCCGGAUUUUCGAUAAUUGCUGAAAGCAUACAUGACGAUAAAACAAAGAUUUCAUCCUGGUAAUUGUAAAACGUUAAUGGAAUGAUUUAACAUUUUAGAGAGCUAGCGUUAUGUAAUCUCACAAUACUAUUUUAAAGUAAUAAUAUUUUUUUUUAUACAUUGAAAAAAUGAAGCUAAAAGGCAAAGAAUGUAUUUUUUCUUUUAGU
Messenger RNA from Ooceraea biroi (clonal raider ant), 4445 nucleotides. RefSeq names its product neural Wiskott-Aldrich syndrome protein-like. The record is from RefSeq and is a predicted model, not a curated record. Lineage: Eukaryota; Metazoa; Arthropoda; Insecta; Hymenoptera; Formicidae.